AUGAAUGUAUACUACGAUUUACUAUGUGACAGUCAACUACCCGAUAAUCAAGGUUACUGGUGGAGUCAACUUUUCGCGAAUCAAGUGCGUGCCGGUCAAGUACUACCACCACCACAACAACAACAAGAACCAAAAAAGAAAAGUCGUGGUCAACACAAAUUACAGCGAUAUCGAAAGAAGUUCCGUCGACAAGGCUUGGAUGAAGAUACCAUCAACAAACGGAUAAGUGACAUAUCUGUUGACUACCAAUGA
This is a messenger RNA of Didymodactylos carnosus, 252 nucleotides long. The record is from the annotation of a GenBank genome assembly. NCBI's taxonomy places the organism in Eukaryota, Metazoa, Rotifera, Eurotatoria, Philodinida, Philodinidae.